CGUGAAUCCUGCAGGUGUCUUUGCGGGCCACGGCCUGCGAGUCGAAGUUGGGCUGUAAGAGUAACUUUUUUUUUCUUCUUCCUGUCUUGUUUUUGUGAUUGUGCGGCAAGGUCCCAAAGGUUGAUUCAAAAAUGGAGAAAUCAACGGACCCUAAGCUUGAGGUGGCUGCGACAGCGAGCGAGGCGCUGGAAUGCUCGGCACGGCAGGUGGACCAAGGCAUGCGAGCCUGGACGGUGGUUGCAGGAGCGUGGUGCUGUCUUUUUUGCAGUUUCGGCUGGGUCAAUGCAAUUGGAGUCUUCCAGGACUAUUAUCAGGCAAAUCAGUUGCACUCCUACACAGCUUCCAGUAUCUCAUGGAUCCUGUCCCUGGAACCAUUCGUUCUUUUUGCUGCAGGAAUCGUCAUUGGCAGGUUAUUCGACAACUACGGCCCUAGAUGGCUGCUUCUUACGGGGACGUUCCUCCAUGUUUUCGGCUUGAUGAUGACGUCCAUCUCUAGCGAGUACUAUCAAUUUAUCCUGGCCCAAGGCAUCUGCAGCCCACUUGGGGCCAGUUUCAUUUUUUAUCCUGCACUCUCCAGCACGGCGACAUGGUUUGACAAGCGACGGGCUCUGGCCUUUGGAAUUGUGUCCAGUGGCUCAUCUCUGGGGGGUGUUAUCUUCCCAACCAUGCUCUCUCGACUUCUACCCAGAAUCGGGUUCGGAUGGUCUCUUCGGAUCCCGGCGUUCAUAGUGCUUGCGCUCCUGGUCGUUGCUAAUUUGACUGUUCGAUCCCGAGUUGCGCCGGUUCCACGGCCGGUCAAGCUCAACGACUAUAUCGGCCCUUUUGCAGAGCUUCCAUUUAUUCUGUUGAUGCUGGCAGCCUGUUGUGGAUUCUUCGCCAUGUUCGUGCCAAUCAACUAUGUGAUUCUGGAGGCCCAAGAAGACGGUGUCAACCGCGAAUUGGCAAGCUAUCUAUUAGCCAUCCUUAAUGCUGCAAGGUACGUAUCCAGUCUGUUGAAUUGCACGCUGGGACAUUCAAUAACUCUCGCAGUCUCCCCGGUCGCAUCCUUCCCGGGUAUCUGGGCGACAAAUUUGGUCGAUUCAACGUCAUGAUCGUCAUGUGCACACUUUCUGCCAUCUCUAUCCUGGUCCUCUGGCUUCCCGGGACUUUGCUUGCGCCCGGAUCUGCUGCCAUCUACGUUGUGUUUGUUCUGCUGUACGGAUUUGCUUCGGGGGCCUUCGUCGGCAUGGUGCCGGCUCUUCUCAGCCAAAUCUCUGCCGACGUCUCCAAGAUCGGAGUCCGUCAGGGUGUCCUGUUCACUUGUCUUAGCAUCGCAUCUCUCACGGGGAGUCCCAUCGCAGGAGCCAUCCUCAAUCGGCAGCACGGGACGUACUGGGGGUUGCAGGUAUUUGCAGGCGCCAUGAUGGCGGGCAGUGUAUUCUUUUUCACUGUAGCUAGAGUGGUGCUUAUCGGGUUUUCCUUGAAGGCCAAGGUUUAGAUGGAGUUUGGGAUAUGGUUGACUUGAGGGUUUCCGCAAACAGUUAUAUAUAAACCGAAGACUAUGGAUGCUUCUCCAAUUAUCCGCCCCCUUGUUUCCUUUCGGUUCCAGGUUAAUGCCUGAUCGAUCAAAGCCAUCACUUUGUAAUCGUAUCUCGCAUAUAAAAAGAUUAAAUUGAGUUUUGCCCGAUAGACAAAGCAGGAAGGAGUGGUCAAGUCCAGGUCAAUCGCAGGGCGCAGGGCGUAAGGCACGAUAAGAGGCUUAUGUAACACCCCACUUA
Aspergillus melleus is the source of this 1757-nucleotide messenger RNA. RefSeq lists its product as uncharacterized. Gene Ontology annotation, biological process: transmembrane transport. Gene Ontology annotation, molecular function: transmembrane transporter activity. The transcript is spliced from 3 exons. The record is from RefSeq and is a predicted model, not a curated record. Lineage: Eukaryota; Fungi; Ascomycota; Eurotiomycetes; Eurotiales; Aspergillaceae. The coding region runs from base 132 to 1091 and encodes 319 amino acids. Gene Ontology annotation, cellular component: fungal-type vacuole membrane.